GCACAGCACGGCUCUGCUGCCACCGCUGCCACCACCGGGCACAUCCCGGGGUGGACGGGGCAGGAGAGCCUGGCCGAGAGCGACCCCGAGGUCUGGAGCCUGGUGCAGAAGGAGAAGGAUCGGCAGUGCCGGGGGCUGGAGCUCAUCGCCUCGGAGAAUUUCUGCAGCCGGGCAGCGCUGGAAGCUCUGGGCUCCUGCCUCAACAACAAGUACUCGGAGGGUUAUCCUGGGAAGAGGUACUACGGGGGGGCCGAGGUGGUGGAUCAGAUCGAGCUGCUGUGCGAGCGGCGGGCGCUCGAGGCCUUCGACCUGGACCCCGCGCGCUGGGGCGUCAACGUUCAGCCCUACUCGGGCUCCCCGGCCAACUUCGCCGCCUACACGGCCCUGCUGCAGCCCCACGACCGCCUCAUGGGGCUGGACCUGCCCGACGGGGGACACCUCACCCACGGGUACAUGUCCGACGUCAAGAGGAUCUCGGCCACCUCCAUCUUCUUCGAGUCGAUGCCCUACAAGCUUGAUCCGGCCACGGGACUGAUCGACUACGAGCAGCUGGAGGUGACGGCGCGGCUCUUCCGUCCCCGACUGGUCAUCGCGGGCACCAGCGCCUACGCCCGGCUCAUCGACUACGCCCGCAUGAAGAAGGUGUGUGAGGAGGUCCGUGCGUACCUGCUGGCGGACAUGGCCCACAUCAGCGGGCUGGUGGCGGCCAAGGCCAUCCCCUCGCCCUUCGAACACGCCGAUGUCGUCACCAGCACCACCCACAAGACCCUGCGCGGCGCCAGGUCGGGACUGAUCUUCUACCGCAAGGGCGUGCGCUCCGUGGACCAGAAGACGGGCAAGGAGACGCUCUACGACCUGGAGGACAGGAUCAACUUCUCCGUGUUCCCCUCCCUGCAGGGCGGCCCCCACAACCACGCCAUCGCCGCCGUGGCCGUGGCCCUCAAACAGGCCAGCUCCCCGGCCUUCCGGGAGUACUGCCAGCAGGUCCUGAGGAACGCCAAGGCCAUGGCACAGGCGCUGCUGCAGCGCGGGUACACCCUGGUGUCAGGGGGCACCGACAACCACCUGGUGCUGGUGGACCUGCGGCCCAAGGGCAUGGACGGGGCGCGGGCGGAGCGGGUGCUGGAGCUCGUGUCCAUCACCGCCAACAAGAACACGUGCCCGGGGGACAAGAGCGCCCUGACCCCGGGGGGGCUGCGCCUGGGUGCCCCCGCGCUGACCUCGCGCCACUUCCGCGAGGAGGAUUUCCAGAAGGUCGUGGAGUUCAUCGACGAGGGCAUCGCGCUGGCCCUGGACGUCAAGAGCAAAACCAGUAAGCUCCAGGACUUCAAGACCUUCCUGCUGCAGGACCCCGAGACUCAGCGGCGCCUGGCCGAGCUCCGCCAGCGCGUCGAGACCUUCGCUCGUGCCUUCCCCAUGCCCGGCUUCAGUGACCACUGAGGGGGGGGAAACCCCUCCUGCCGGGCUGGGGCCACCCGGGGGGGGGCGAGGGGAGGCUGAAACCCGCCCCCCUCUGCCCUUUCCCCGCUCCCCUUCGUCCCCCUUCAGCACCUUUGGGCGCUCCCUCCCCGUGGGGACGGCGCCCGCCCAUCCUGCUCUCAGUGUUAGGGUGCAGAGACCCCCCCCCAGACCCUGACUGGAGGGGGGGGCACCACUUGUUACAGCCUCAUCUUGCACUUUUCUAUGGGGGGGGGUUGCUAAUAAAAGCGGGGGCAGAGCCUG
Messenger RNA from Neopelma chrysocephalum (saffron-crested tyrant-manakin), 1722 nucleotides. RefSeq names its product serine hydroxymethyltransferase 2 (gene SHMT2). The record is from RefSeq and is a predicted model, not a curated record. Gene Ontology annotation, molecular function: mRNA regulatory element binding translation repressor activity; mRNA 5'-UTR binding; glycine hydroxymethyltransferase activity. Gene Ontology annotation, cellular component: mitochondrial inner membrane; nucleus; cytosol. Gene Ontology annotation, biological process: folic acid metabolic process; regulation of oxidative phosphorylation; purine nucleobase biosynthetic process. The annotation marks the transcript as partial. The transcript has 11 exons. Lineage: Eukaryota; Metazoa; Chordata; Aves; Passeriformes; Pipridae.